Molecule: messenger RNA, 1845 nt
Organism: Prunus armeniaca (apricot)
Lineage: Eukaryota; Viridiplantae; Streptophyta; Magnoliopsida; Rosales; Rosaceae
Source: the annotation of a GenBank genome assembly
AUGGCAAGCCCUUCAAUAAUCUCCCGCUCUUCCUCCUUCCCACGCCUCAACAAAACCUGGCCUUCUCAGUACACUCUCCCGGAAGACCUCCCUCUUGCAAACCUGUCUGCAUGCUCAGCUUCCACGUCGAAAAUCGCGAAGCAAAGCCUCGAGGUUCACAAUAAGACACUAGUUGGGGAAAAUGUGGUCAACCAUCACAAGAGGGUAGGGCAAAUUAGUCUGAACGACUAUCACAAGGAUGAGAUUGAUGAUGAAAGAAGCUCCAAGUAUAGUCCCUAUUACAUCAGGGGACUGACGUAUCCGAGCAUCAUUGUCCCUAAGCAUCCAAUUGCUAAUACUCCCGGGCACGAAAGCAACAACUCUGCUGUUACUUGGACCUCAAUCUCCACCUUCUUUUCAGGAUUCAAAGUGCGAGAGUGGAGCUCUUGCCUUGGUUCUAGAACCAAGGAGUACAAAAAGAAACUUCAGCCUGAAAUGUACACCGCGAUCAAACCCUCCACGCGUUCAACAGUUAAUGCUUCACCGAAGAAUUCAGAGACGUCUUUGGUGGAGGAGAGCAUAGAGAGGAAGGAGGUCAUGAAGAGUAGCAAAGAAUAUAACAAGGAGAAGCCAUUGAGGGAGAGAGUUAGAGCAGCAGCUAGACCAAAAAACGAAAUAAACGUGAUGAAUGAAGCUCAGAAGGAGUAUGCGUGGGCAGACAAAUACCAACCUCUGUGCUUAGAAGAUUUCAUAUGCAAUAAAGACAAAGCAACUCAGCUGCAGGCUUUGGCCAGAGGAGGAGCAUGUGGGCAUUUCAUCUUUGAAGGACCACCGGGCGUGGGGAAGAGAACGAUGAUCUGGGCUAUGCUUCGCGAGGCGUUUGGACGUGACACAAUACAUGCCAGGGAGGAAUUCAAGGCAUUUAACUUGAAGGGUGAAAUGGUUGGUAGUAUAGAAGUACAUGUAAAGCAAUCCCCUCAACAUGUAGAAGUGAAUCUUUCUGAACUGAAGGGCUAUGAGAAGCAUGUGAUUGUUGAACUCAUGAGGGAAACACAGGACAAGACGACCAACAAAGCUUUGCCCUGCGGCCUCGACAACUGUCGAGCAAUAAUCUUAUAUGAGGCAGACAAGCUAUCUACAGAUGCCCUACUUUAUAUAAAGUGGCUAUUAGAAAGGUAUAAAGGGUGUAAUAAGGUCUUCUUCUGCUGCUCUGAUGUCUCAAAGCUUCAGGCAAUCAAAUCACUUUGCACUGUCGUUGAGCUUUUACCACCUUCAAAGACUGAGACUGUUGCAGUUUUAAAGUUCAUAGCUAAGCAAGAAGGCAUAAAUUUGCCAGAUGAAUUGGCUGAAAGGUUUGCUGAAAAUUCUAAGAACAAUUUCUGUCUAGCCAUUCGUUCAUUCGAGGCUACUUGGAAGAAAUGCUAUCCUUUCAAAGAAAAUCAAGUCAUUUUGACAGGUUGGGAAGAUAAUAUUGCAGAUAUUGCCAAGAAUAUGAUCGAGGAGCAAAGCCCAAAACAGCUAUAUAUAAUCCGUGGAAAGCUUCAAAAUCUUAUAGUGCAUGGCGUAUGCCCCGAAUUCAUUUUCCAAUCCCUGGUAGCAGAGCUGAAGAAGUAUUUGGAUGAUAGUUUGCAGGAUCGAAUUGAGAGCAUGUACGAUGAAUACAACAGGAAUGACGAAAAUAUGUUUGAGAGUGACAAAUAUGAUCAUGAGGAAAUGAGUAAAAGGCUUAACGAUCAUUCCAGAAAGACUAUUAAGCAGUUCUUGAGGAUUGAAGACUAUCGAUCACGUCGAUGUCUGAAUACGUGGUCUAGAAUCGGUCUGUCAACAAAAGAAUGUAGCUGUAUCACAGUUAAUUCUUAUACCUAA